Messenger RNA from Dreissena polymorpha, 4758 nucleotides. Its product is annotated as myosin-11-like. Bases 1 to 4635 code for a protein of 1544 amino acids. The record is from RefSeq and is a predicted model, not a curated record. Lineage: Eukaryota; Metazoa; Mollusca; Bivalvia; Myida; Dreissenidae. The transcript has 3 exons.
AUGAGUUCAGCAGGAACUACAUUCCCCGGGAGAACCUGGGUAUCGUCAAAACCGCCGAAUUUUGUGACGCAUCCCAACUUCAGGACAACGGCUGACAACCAGCUGACGCCAAGUCCGGAUCUAUAUGAAGAGCCCUCCUCAACUGUCAAAUAUGACCCGGAAAGACCUGGUGGUACCAUCUUCACAGGGCGGACACUGAACACAUUUAAAAAGAAAACUAAACAGUCUGGAAUACUCAAGAACGGUGAGGGCCAAAAUAAGCGCCAGGCUCCACCGGUCAGAUUUAUUGACGAUGAAGACAAUAUUGGCCGAGAAGUUGUUACGACAACAGUAGGUAGCCUAACCAUAAAAACUGCAAAAUCGUACGAAGCCUUGAUUGCAGAGAGGGAUGCUUUGCUAGAAUCAGAUGGUGCGUACAGAAGGAGAAUAAACCAACUAGAAGACGAAAAUACAAAAAUAUUGCUUGAUUACGAAGGCGUCUACAAGGAAAACAACAUUUUACGCGAGAAGCUGGAUAAAGGCGAUGACAGUCAUAUUGAAUCAUAUCAACGAGUUUAUGAUGAUCGCCAGAUAUUGCGUGAGGCAGAAACAGCAUAUAAACGAAGGAUAAACCAACUCGAACACGAUGCAAAAGAAAUGCUUACAAAUUUUGAGUCACUGUAUUCUGAAAACAAGGUGCUUAGAGACAAAUCUCGAAAGCUCGAAGAUAGAUUAAAUUCCAUUGAUAGACUAGACGAAGUAAAAAAGAUGAAUGAACUGGAGAAAAAAGUUAAGUCGCUUGAAAAAACUGUUAGAACUAUGGGAUAUGAACGGGAAGAAUUGGUUAAAGAAAACAGAGAAAUUGAAAACCAAAAAUACAAGUUAAGAGAAGACAUUGCCGAUUUGCAGAAACGGAAUUCACUGUUAGAAAGAGAAAAUGAGGGUUUUAAAAGAGGGUUUAUGGCAUUAGGUCAAAAUGCCGAAAACAGAUGGAAAGAUGAAAUCAAAGAAAAAACUCGACGUCAGCAAGAAGAAGAGAGGCUUAUUCGAGAAGAACAUGCUCAGUUCAAGAAAGAUAUUGAAGGAUUUAAUAAAGAAAUACAUAACCUCGAAAAAAUUAAUAUCGAGCUUAAAACACGAAAUGAUAUGCUGCAAGGAGACAAAGAUGACUUUGAAAAAAGGUUGUUUGAAAUGGCACGCGAAUCUGGCAAACGAACACCAUCGGCAGUGAAACGCCAGGAAGCUGAGAAAAAUAACGCGAAAGACAAAAAAAUUGAGGAACUUCAAAUAAAUGUAAAUGAAUUGAAGGAACAAAAUGUAAAACUUCAAACUAAAACGGAAGUCUUGGAAAAGGAAAAAGAAACAUUCGAUCAGCGAAUGGAAGAAGCCAAAAAGCAACCACGAGAAACAGCUUCCUCCAUUCGUCGUAAAAUGGAAACGGAACGGGAAAUACGCGAUUUGAAUAUGCAUGUUGAAAAUUUUAAAGAAAAAGCCAAACGUCUUGAGGUCGAAAAUGAAGAAUUGAAAGAGGAUGUUAAGAAACUGGAGGUUGAAACUAAAGCACAGCGACAGGCAGCUAAUGCUAUGGCUACAAAUCAAGCCAAUCAAAUGGAUACGCAAGUAAAGUCCCUGAAUGAAACAAUAAUUAAAAUGAACAACGAAAUAAAAGUCCUUACAGAAGAUAAUUUGAAACUGAAAACCGAUUAUAAUGUACUCGAAGAAAAAUUCGAAGAACAACUUGAAGCGAUUAAACUGGAAAAGAAAUAUCUUUUAGAAGAAAAACAGAAUCUUCAAAAACAUAUCGAAAGUUCAUCGAGCAAUGCAAAUUCUACAAUUAAGGAUCUGCAGGACACAUUAAACAGCUUACAAGUAGAAUUACAAUUACUAAAACCAAAACACAAUGACCUUAUUAAGGCAUAUGAAGACAAAAAAGCCGAAAAUAAAUCUCUUUCCGACCAAUUAGAUAAUAAAAACAAUGAACUUGAGCAGCUGAAGGAAAAUAUCAGGAACAAUAAAGACGUGUACAAUGAACUUUCUAAAGUAAGAAGAGAGAACGCAGAUUUGAAACGAGAAAUCCAAACGCAGGCUGAAAAGUUUAAAGCAGAGCAACUCAAGCAAGAAGCGGAUCUUGAGGAACUUUUAAAAAAUCAAGAAUUUAUGAACACUGCGUUAGCAGAACAUAAAGUAAGACUGGACAUGUUGCAACAAGAGAAAAACGAUUUAAAGUCUGAAAAUGUAAGACUUAUCAAAUCAAAUGAACGACAGGCAAAAACAAUUGCAGACUUAGAAGUUGAUAUCACUAAAACUGCCGGCGACGGUUCAACAAAACAAAAAGCGUUGGAAACAGAGUUAGAAGAGCUUAAGAAAGAAUAUAAGAAAAACGAGAAGGAACUUUUUGAAGCGAAGCAAGAAAAUCAGAUAGCCAAAAAUGAGAGGGAAAACCAAGUUAACAAACUUAUGAAGCAACUUGACAAAUUAAAAACUGAAAGAGAAACUGAAACCGCACAGCUGAAAGAACAAAGUGAUUCUCUGAAAUCAGAAGUUGCAAGAUUAAAAAUAUUUGAAGAAAAGAUCAGUUCAAUGGAAAGUAAUUUACACGAAUUGGUGUCAAAACUAAGAGAAACGGAAGAUAGGAACAAACAGCUAACGAACGAAAAACUUGCAAGUCUUCAUCAAGUUCUUGCAGAGAUGAAAAAUGAAAAUCUCGCGAAUAGACUUCGAGCGGCUGAACGUGAACAAAAUGAAUUGGAAAAGCAUAGAUUGGAACUUGAGAUUAAACAAGAUGCCAUUAAUGAAAUAAGGAAACUCAAAGAUGAAAAUCAUCGACUUAUGGGUCUUCUAGAAGAUAAGCGAGCAGCGGAACAAGCUCAGGAUGAAUGGACGAAAAAAAGAAAUAAAUUUAAUGAAAUAGUGGCACAAAAUGCUCGACUUCAAGACGAGAAUAAACGGUUGUUGAGCUUGUUUGAAAAUAGCCAAGCUGAAAAUAUGAAGAAGGAUUUGCAAGUGAAAACUGAAAAACUGAAACUUAUGGAAACCAAAUUCCAAGAAUACACAGUAGAAAAUGCUAAUUUGAAGAAAGUCAUUCAAGAGAAAGAAAUAGAAAAUAAACGAAUAGGAGAAAAAGCAGACCGAUCACAACAUGUACAACAGGAGAACAAUAAACUCAAACUUGAAAAUCAACGUCUUAGAGAUGAAGGCAUGAAAAAAGAUUCGAUAAUUGCUUCGUUAAAAGAGUUAGAAGUGGCAAAGUCAAAAUAUUUAGAUAGUGCUGCAAACAACCAACGACUUUACGAAGAAAAUAUGCGCCUUAGGGAAACUAUAGAGAAAUCCAAAGAUUACAAGAGUGAAUUUCAGAAAGUAAAAGAAAAGGAGAAAAAAGAUGCAGUUGAGACUUCUAGAUACGCAGAGGAAAUCACUUUAUUGAAAAAUACAAUUCAGGUAAAAGAAACAGAGUUACGACGUGAAAUCGAACUUCAGAAAGACAGAGCAUCGAAUUUACAAAUUCGAAACAAAAGAUUGGUAGAAGAAUUAGGGCAGCUGAAAGCUGAUUUGCUUAAAAAGGAUGAUCUCAUAAUUAAACUUCGGGAACUAGAAAACGUUAGCAAAAAGAUGCACGAUGCAACCUCAGAUGCAGCAAGAUUGUAUGACGAGAACCAACGUUUGCGUAACCUCUUAGAAAACCAACAAAACAGUGGCUGGAAGAGUAAUUUCCAAAAUGCCAAGUCUUUAUCAGCUGAUAAGAAACAAAGAAAAUUGGCUACUGCAAUUUAUGUCGAAUCGGCCAGAGAAAAAGGAUCAUCUGAGAGAAGAGAUAAGCUUUUAAAGGAGCGCGCAAUACCGGAGCAUGAAGUGCUCUCCACAUCCUCGACCCCAAGUGACCCGGGCCAGGUCGGCAGCAAGAUGAAGAUUAAGCCUCUUCUCCCGGACAUCAAAAAGGAAGGAACAGGGCUUCUUACGGGUCUCAGCUAUCAGGAAUUACAUGCAAAAACACAGAACCUUAAGGGCCAAAAGUUAAUCGACGAGUUAGAGAGGGAUGCUCUUGAGGUAAGGUCAAAGCUUGUUAAAAAGGAAAGUGAUAUCAGAAAACUGAAAGAAAAACUGGAGGAACAAGAGCCAGAAAUAAGACAGUUGGUUGAAGACAAGGAAACAUUGAAGGCUGAAAUUGCAAGACUUAAGAAAGAGCUUGAAGUUAAAGCAAUAGGUGACAGUAUGUCUCGUUCACUCCAGCUGCAGGAGCAAAAUCGGCGUCUGGAUGCAGAAAACCAACGUCUUCGGGAAGAGAUUAGUGUAAGGGAUAUUGAACUGGCCAACCGCGGAGCACCUGGUUACCAAAUGGCCAAUUUCAUUGACGGGAGAACUGACAAAACCACGGAAGAAAAGCUUAAGAUAAGCAUUGCAGAAAACAGGAGACUUUUGGAAGAAAACAAUCGACUUAGAGCAGCGCUUGACGAAACACACACACAAGAUACCGGUAGUCGUUUCGCACAACCAUCUGUUACUGGUUCUAUGAUAGAAGGAUUUAAAACUGCCAAGACGGACAAGACAACAUGGGCGUCAACAAGAAGCACUAAACACAGAAAAGGCGAACCGCGAUCUCGAAUCAACGAAACUGACGAAAUGAAGAUGUUGAAAAUAGAGGAGAUAGAGCCAGCUUAAAUUUUAAUACUAAUAUUUGAAUGUGUUAUAAUUAUAAUAUAAAAUCAUAUUUAUUUAAUGUGUUUAUUUAUUCUUACAUUUGUUUUCUAUUAGUUAUGUUUAUUUUGGAAAAUGAUGGCAAUA